CCAUCUAUUUAGUCCACCCUGCAAUCAAGUUCACCAUCUAUCAUCUCUCCACAUUCAACAAAAUCUCUUUCUCUCUCCCUAUAAAACCACACUCUCUCUCCCUAUAAAAACCACACUCACCAUGAAUGCAGAUUCAGUAUCCCACACAAUGUUCACACAAUCUGUAUCCAAUCCUUCAGUAUGGGCUUCAAUGCACAGCUGGUUCACCCCCACUGUUUUCUUUGUGCUCCUCAAUCUCAUGGUUGGCACCAUUCUCUUCAACUCAAACUUGCUUACUCAAAAACAAACCUCACAGCAAGACCAAGAAGACCAAGAUGCAAAUUUCCAAAAUGACCAUCGUGCCCCUAAGCUCACUAGAUCACCUUCUGUGCUCAAACGCCUCAAAUCUUUGAAUUUUCGAAACUUCAGGUCCCAUGAAGCUGCACAGAUUCAAGAAACCCUAGAUCAAGAAACCAUGCACAAGGAAAAUGCAAGUGCUCAGGCCCAAGCCCAAGCCCAAGCCCAAGCCCAGGCCCAGUUCAUUCUUGAGCAAAGUCAUGAAGAUGAAAGCCCAUUAUCAGAAACAGAUGAUGAGAGCUUAUCAGAUGAGGAGGAGUUGCAGAGCUUAGAUGAAGUGUACAGUCAGCUAGGUCAUGAGUUCAGUGACGGUAACUUUAGCAGAACUACCUCUGAGACUCAGCCGGCUUCCGGGCAAGUUCCGGCGAAGUUGCCGGCCAAGAUGAAGAAGUCAGCUAGCAUGAAGUCACCCUUUGCUCAUUUUGAGGAGAUGGACAUUGUGGAGACCAGGAGGCCAGCUACCGUGAGGGAGAAGAAAUCUACCGAAGCCGACGAAGAAGUCGAUGCGAAAGCCGAUGAUUUCAUCAACAAGUUCAAGCAGCAGCUGAAGCUGCAGAGGAUGAACUCGAUUCUUAGGUACAAGGAAGUUAUCAGCAGAGGGAAUGCAAUGUGAAAAAGAAAAAAAAAACAAAAACAAAAAAAAACUAGAGUUCUUGGGUUGUUAAGUAAGUUUUUGAAAGUUGGGGGUUUGUUCCGGAAAGUGGUGAAAGAAUGGGGAGGUUUGUGCUAUUGUGGGAUGAAUUAUUGUAUGGGCAUUUUGGCCCAUUUGAUUUUGCACAUGGUAGAGACUAGGUAGUGGUUGGAAUUAUAUGAUUCUAUAUUUUCUUAAUAUUUGUUAGUAAUGUUGUUGGAGAUUAAAAUUAUGGUUAGGAAUUUAAUGGCUGUGCUUAUCCAAAUGUACCCUUGAUUGUUGUAGUUUAUCUCAA
Messenger RNA from Daucus carota subsp. sativus, 1262 nucleotides. RefSeq names its product pathogen-associated molecular patterns-induced protein A70. The coding region runs from base 122 to 949 and encodes 275 amino acids. NCBI's taxonomy places the organism in Eukaryota, Viridiplantae, Streptophyta, Magnoliopsida, Apiales, Apiaceae. The record is from RefSeq and is a predicted model, not a curated record. The transcript has a single exon.